Molecule: messenger RNA, 3131 nt
Organism: Ictalurus furcatus (blue catfish)
Lineage: Eukaryota; Metazoa; Chordata; Actinopteri; Siluriformes; Ictaluridae
Gene: aldoca
Product: aldolase C, fructose-bisphosphate, a
Exons: 8
Coding region: 1555-2649 (364 amino acids)
Biological process (GO): glycolytic process; fructose 1,6-bisphosphate metabolic process
Cellular component (GO): cytosol
Molecular function (GO): fructose-bisphosphate aldolase activity
Source: RefSeq, a predicted model, not a curated record
AAUUAUGUUUUCUUUUACAUCAUGUGGAUGGCUGGUGUGUGUGCGUCGCUUACCUGGGGAAGACAUGGCACCAGGAUGCACUAUGGGAAGAAGGCAAGCCGGCAGAUGCAGUGUUUGAUGCUCUGGGAAAUGUUCUGCUGGGAAAUCUUGAGUCCUGGCAUUCAUGUGGAUGUUACUUUGACACGUACCACCUGCCUAAACACUGUUACAGACCAAGUUCAUGCCUUCAUGGCAAUGAUAUUCCCUAAUGUCGGUGGCCUCUUUCAGCAGGAUAAUGCUCCAUGCCAUACUGCAGAAAUUAUUCAGGAAUGGUUUGAGGAACAUGACAAAGAGUUCAAGGUGUUGACUCGGCCUCCAAAUUCCCCAGAUCUCAAUCUGAUCGAGCAUCUGUGGGAUGAGCUGGAUAAACAAGUCCAGAGAUCCAUGGAGGACCCACCUUGCAACUUACAAGACGUAAAGAAUCUGCUGCUAAUGUCUUGGUGCCAGAUACCACAACACACCUUCAGAUAUAUCUGUCUAUACCUUCUUUUUGCUCAGGCUCAUCCCUAAAGGUGGAUUGCGCAAACCUGAAUAUUUGCCUCAGUGAGAAAUGCUGCUAAAUUUAGGCCACCUCACAGCAGACAUUAACCCAGUGGAGAUUUUUAUCAGCUUAGUUCUCCAUCAAUUGUCCUUGAAAACUGGAUCAUGGAGUUGUUGAAAACAUUCACAUGGACAUUCACAUGUCAUUGUUGCUUUGGGAUUUAACUGCCUACAGAAUUUUGAAUUCACAUGAAGUGACUUUAUUCUAGUUAGACCAGGGGUGCCUGGUCUGAUUCAACAGAUUAAACAAAUGGAAAGAGGUGUGGCUCUUGCUUUGUCUGAAAUGAAAAUGUCCAGCCAUUUGGGGAUAAGACUGGACACCUCUGAGUUACAUUAUUAAAGGAAUGCAACACUCUCUUGUCUCAUGGAUUGAAGUGGAUUGAUGUCAUUUUUGGACUUACCUGCUGCUGUUGUCGGUUCUCUUUAGAUGUCCGUGUUUAGCACCAUAAUUGUUUACUUGUUUACUUUUGUUUCUGAUUAAUUAAGCACUUUCUAAAUGUUGCCACAUUAGCUAUGCAACUGUCAUUAAAAUGACAGAACCCCAGAACAGAAUUAAAGCAGGUUAGAGGUGGAGGAAUGCCCCUCCGUGGCCUUUACAAAAACACUUAAUGAGGUCAUGAAGUUACGCUCCGCCCUACAGGUUCCAGCCUCCUCCGGGAUGCCGCCAUAAAGAACUGGGACAAUGUUGCUGUCACAAAAAGAGCUUCUCAUUUCAUUCCUCAUCACAUCUCCGGAGCAAGCCAGAACAUCUGCAUCUCUUCUUGGACUCGGUGGGUAACUCUGAUUUUCUUUGUGAAGUAUGCCGUUGUUGUUGUUGAACAGUAGUUGUGUGUCAGUAACUUUAUCUCCUUUUAAGAUUUAAUACUCUGGACCAUUUAUACCUGUGAGAUUCAGGAGAACUUCUUCAUCCUGGCUUCUUUAUUUCCAUAAUACAGUCAGCCUACUGUUCUCAGGUUGUGAUCUCAGUUGUGUAAGAUGACCCACCAGUCUCCGACCCUCACCACGGAGCAGAAGAGGGAGCUGCAUGAGAUCGCUCUGCGCAUCGUGGCUCCUGGGAAAGGCAUUCUAGCAGCUGAUGAAUCAGUUGGCAGCAUGGGAAAGCGUCUGAAUCAGAUCGGAGUGGAGAACACAGAGGAGAACCGUCGCCAGUACCGCCAAGUCCUCUUCAGCGCAGACGACCGCAUUGACAACUGCAUCGGUGGAGUCAUUUUUUUCCAUGAAACCCUCUACCAGACUUCUGAUGAUGGUGUUCCUUUUGUUAAAAUGAUCAAAGACAAAGGGAUCACUAUUGGCAUCAAGGUUGACAAAGGAGUUGUUCCCUUGCCAGGAACUAGUGGUGAAACUACUACACAAGGGCUGGAUGGUCUAUCAGAGAGAUGUGCUCAGUACAAGAAAGAUGGAGCAGAUUUCGCCAAGUGGCGUUGUGUGAUGAAGAUCAGUGACACGGCCCCAUCUCCGCUGUGCAUCACAGAAAAUGCAAAUGUCAUUGCACGCUAUGCUACUAUCUGCCAGCAGCAUGGGAUUGUACCCAUAGUGGAACCUGAGAUCCUACCUGAUGGAGAUCAUGACCUGAAGCGCUGCCAGUUUGUUACAGAGAGGGUUUUAGCAGCAGUGUACAAGGCUAUGUUCGAUCAUCAUGUGUAUCUGGAGGGAACCCUGCUCAAGCCCAACAUGGUGACCCCUGGACAUGGCUGCCCCACCAAAUACAGUGCCGAAGAGGUUGCCAUGGCGACCAUCACUGCUCUGCGCCGCACUGUGCCUCCUGCAGUCACUGGAAUAACAUUUCUCUCUGGAGGCCAGAGUGAAGAGGAAGCCUCUGUCCACUUAAAUGCCAUCAAUAAUUGCCCGCUAGUAAAGCCCUGGGCAUUGACCUUUUCUUUUGGUCGAGCGCUCCAGGCCUCAGCACUGAAGACCUGGCGUGGUCAGAAAGAAAACCAGAGUGCUGCCACUGAGGAGUUCAUCAAACGUGCUGAGAUCAACAGUCUGGCAUCCCAGGGGAAGUAUUCUGGUGGCGGGGACAGCAGUGGAGCUACUGGUCUUUCCCAUUACCUAUCUAGCUAUGCAUACUGAAAUGCCACAUUUACCAACUGUCUAUCAUUAUUCAGAAUCUCCUCAAAUACAGCCAAUUCCACUGCCACUGUACUCUGAUACACACACACACACACACACACACACACACACACACACACAAUAACUUCAAGGUGUAUCUUGGGUUCAAUACAUAGCUGUUUGUGCUAAAUCAGUAUUAGAGCUGUUGACAUGAAUUGAACAACUCAAACAUUGUUUAGAAAGCCUUCUAAAUGAUUAUGAAUACCAUAUAGAUAAAUGUGAUCUAGUGAUAUUGUCACUCAGCCAACACAGUUGGGGUUUCUCUUCACAACUUGUGCUUUGCAAUGCCUGAUGAUUUAAAUGUUCUGUGUAAUGGAUAGAAAUAAGCUUAUUUACACUUAGUACCUGUGAGCUGUGUGCUUUUUGUGAGUGUUGUGGUAUUCUGUGUGACAAAAGAGAAAAUACUGCAUAAGGUAUAAUAAAUUCAGAAAAUAUUGCACCUA